AUGACGGCGCACUUUGGCGGGGAUGGCAUUGCGACUGCGGAUCGGCAAUGGCACAUUGGAUGCCGAUGCGGCAUACCCGUCCACUUGCCGUUGGCAUCGCAAACGGGCGAGCGCAUCGUCUUUUUGGCCAUGCUGGCCGUCGAAGACAGGAGCAACCGGGCAUACAGAGGUCCGGCGCUGAUAGCCGCGACCAACCGGGGGAACCAGGUCCUGUUUGGGAAUUUUCAGAUUGCUUUUACACGCACGACCACGUCUCGCAUGUUGACGUCAGACAGCACACUCCAAACUCCGGUCCUCGGUGUCUUCACCGAUGUGCUGACGGCCGAGGGCUGCUGCUGGAAGAGCAUUGGCGUGCACAUGCCCGAGACACCAAUCUCAACAGCAAGGCAGCGGCCGUCCAGGUUGCUCAUAGCCCGCUUUCCGUAUCCGCCGCCGCCGGAGCGCGUCGAUGAGCGCUUUAAUAAAUUGCACGCUCUCUUCAGCUCGGCCACGCUGGACAGUGGCGCCAUUGUGCGCCUGCGUGUCCGCCGACGGGUCAUGACAGGCGACCAGGCCCCGCGCUGCCUCGGUCUAUGUAUCGAAUUUGACAGUGGCCGCACGUCCAUCUUGGGUCAAUGGGCGCCGCCAGUUAUGGAUGCAGCGGACACGACAAAUACACCGACAUCGUCACCGACAAUUACGGAUAUUUUUCCAGUUGAUUCAGCCGACCUCGCCCCCUCCCCCUCGCUCUGUGCCGCCAUCACGUUUCACUUCACGCCGGACGGCACCUACGUAACCGACAUUGUCGUCGGCAACCAAGCCUCAGGCCCCUUUGACGCGGUUGUGUCCCAGGGGGAGCACUUUGUAUGGUGGUUCUCUGAAGCUGGCGACUUGGUCCAAACCUGGGAGCCCACGUACGCCAGUGCCAGGUUUCCCGAUCCCUUGGGCAAUGGCUUCCACCAGGGGCCCGUCUGGAGCAUGGACUCAAAGUCUCGUGACGACUGA
Messenger RNA from Sporothrix brasiliensis 5110, 984 nucleotides. RefSeq lists its product as uncharacterized. Lineage: Eukaryota; Fungi; Ascomycota; Sordariomycetes; Ophiostomatales; Ophiostomataceae. The transcript has a single exon. Bases 1 to 984 code for a protein of 327 amino acids. The record is from RefSeq and is a predicted model, not a curated record.